This is a messenger RNA of Oncorhynchus kisutch (coho salmon), 3176 nucleotides long. Its product is annotated as E3 ubiquitin-protein ligase RNF14. The transcript is spliced from 8 exons. Gene Ontology annotation, molecular function: protein binding; ubiquitin-protein transferase activity; zinc ion binding. The record is from RefSeq and is a predicted model, not a curated record. Bases 339 to 1739 code for a protein of 466 amino acids. Lineage: Eukaryota; Metazoa; Chordata; Actinopteri; Salmoniformes; Salmonidae. Gene Ontology annotation, biological process: protein ubiquitination.
AAGAAAAUGAUAGCUAGUUGUGAUAGUCAUUUUAUAUAUCUCGGCCAGUGACUGAUUAGUCAUGAUAGAUAGAUAUCUUAUUAUUAAAUAGGCACUUAGCUAAAGUUAGCUAACGUUACGUUAACGUCGUCAGCCCUUGAGAUCAGGGCCUAGCUAGAUUUGUUACAUAGUCACUUUAGACUAUGGUUCUCUAGUUGAAACCAUAUAACGUUAGCUAGGUAACUGUUAGCUAGCUAACGUUAGACGACUCUAAUCAGCCUGCUAGCUAGCUAACUUACCUAAUACCCAUGCAUUAUUAUUAUGAUGAUGCUGCUCUAUCUAUGAAACGUUGAAUGUAAAUGUCGGAGGACCAGGAAGCCCAGGAGGAUGAGUUGCUUGCUCUAGCGAGUAUUUACGAUGAAGAGGAGUUUCACAGAGCCAAAUCUGCACAGGGCGGUGAGAUACAACUAUGCCUUGAACUUCCUCCUAGUUUCAAGAUGAUAGUCGAUGGAAACAAGCAGACCGAAUAUGACAUAUCUUUCCUACCUCCUCUGGUGCUUAACUUUGAACUUCCUGCUGACUACCCUUCUUCCUCAUCUCCGGUCUAUACACUAAGUUCCAAAUGGCUGUCAAGGGACCAGAUGACUUCUCUAUGCAAGCGCCUGGAUGGGCUGUGGGAGGAGAACCAGGGCUGUGUUGUUCUCUUCACAUGGAUCCAGUUCCUUAAGGAGGAGGCCUUUGCCUUCCUCGACGUCAAGUCUCCCCUGGAGGUGGUCAAGGGGGGCAACGCUCCGGUGGAAUGGAAGAGGAGUGAGGCUGGUGUGAAGCGGGCGGGGAGUCUAACCGGGGAGAAGGAUAAACUGGAGCCCCUGCUGGAGCUGGACCCCCGUGCUGUCCUGGUGGUUGACCCCCGUACUGAUAUCCUACCUCAGCUCCUGGACUUUGAUGAAGCUCAGCGGCAGAAGGUGUUUGACGCCAAGGCGUUCUGCUGUGGUAUCUGCUUCAUGGAGAAGCUGGGCUCGGGCUGCCUGUGCUUUAAGGAAUGCAAGCAUGUGUACUGCAAGACCUGCAUGACGGAAUACUUCCAGAUUCAGAUCCGCGACGGCAACGUUCAGUGCCUUAACUGCCCCGAGCCCAAGUGCACCUCCUUGGCUACACCCUCACAGGUCAAGCUCCUUGUCGGGGAGGAGUUGUUUGCGCGUUAUGACCGCCUUCUGCUUCAGUCCAGCCUGGAUCUGAUGGCUGACGUGGUGUACUGCCCUCGCCAGUCCUGCUGCCAGGCUGUGAUGGUGGAGCCAGACACCACCAUGGGCAUUUGCCCAGCCUGCCAGUACGCCUUCUGCACCCUCUGCAAACGGGGAUACCACGGCCUGUCCCACUGCAAGGUCACAGCAGAUGAGCUGCGAGGCCUGCGGGAUGAGUAUAUAUCUGCCAGUGCUGAGGGGAAGAAGUUCAUGGAGCAGCGCUUUGGGAAGCGGGUCAUCCAGCGUGCUGUGGAGGAAUCCUUCAGCAGGGAUUGGCUUAAUGAGAACUGUAAAGGCUGCCCUCGCUGUGGCACUAAUAUACAGAAGGUUGAUGGCUGCAACAAGAUGACUUGCACCUCGUGUAAGCAGUACUUCUGCUGGCUGUGUCUGGGCCAGCUCACACGUGUCAACCCCUACAGCCACUUCAACAACCCCUCCUCGCCUUGCUUUAACCAGCUGUUCCAGGGUGUGGAUAUUGAUGAAGAUGAUGCCUUUUGGAGUGAUGAAGAGGACUGAUGUGCAAUACCUCCCAUGCGUGCUUCAUUUGUAUGCACUUUAACCGCCCAUGGAUUUAGCCAAUACAAUUUCUCACCAUCAUUGAUCAGGCAUUUACUUACCCAAAAUACAUCAGUCAUUUCUGAUGGUUGAAUGGCUAGCGGAGAGCAAUUCCAGUUAGAAGUAGGCACAUUACCUUACUCCAAACAGCAGUCAAAUACUCAGGGCCAGUAUUUUUCUGAAAGAAUACUCGUGAAGAGAGUGUGAGCGAGUGUACCAAAAACAAAUGGGUUACAGUGUGUUUAGAUGAUUUGAACAGAUAACGUUGGUAUGUUUUAUCAAUCUCAAUAUGAAAAGGAAAUUCAGGGAUCCGGGGGUGAAAUCUUUCAAUCAAGUACAGAGGACAACAUUUUGGGAUAAUGUUUGUACAAUUUAAUGUCUGUCCUUUAGAACCACUUUAAUCAUGAUGAGUUAACUCUCUGUAUACCCGGAUACCAUCCAAACCAUGAGCUCACAGCUUGAUGUAAAAAAAAAAAAAAAGGGUGAAUAAAGCUUUGCCAAAUGUGACAUUCAUCCAAUGGCCAUCAAGAAAUUAUUUUUAGACACACUAUUGUCCUUUUUUGUAUGUUUUUCUUCCUUUUUCACCAAAAGGUACACUUUAUUUAUCAUGUAACAUGAUUUGUUUGAAUGGGACACACUCAGGAGGAGGCUGGUGGGAGGGGUUAUAGGAUUAUGGGCUCAUUGUAAUGGCUGGAAUGGAAUUAAUACAAUUAAUACAAUGGGUAAUACAAUGGGUUGAUACAUGGUAAUACAAUGGGUUGAUGCAUGGUUUCCAUAUGUUUGAUACAAUUCCAUUUACUCCAUUCCAGCUAUUACAAUGUGCCCAUCCUCCUAUUGCUCCUCCCGCCAGCCUCCUCUGACGCACACUGUUGAUUAGGUUAAAUAUGGCAUUGUUUCAGUACAAAAGAUAUGUCCGUAACCACCCUGACAUUUGCUAGUUACUCCCUACUCGCAUUAUGAUCUUCAUUGAAACUUUUCAGAAAGUGAGGCUAAUUUGGAAAUGGACAUCAAUGUAAAUCACAUUCAAAAUACAUGUCCUGCUCUUAAAAUAGUUAUAUUGUGCUUUUCACUUUUAUCUGUUAAUGUUGAAGGGGGACAGUCUUUAAUAUUUGCAGUAGUCCUGAAUUUAAAAAGUGUUGUAAUAACCAUAAACAUACAUAAAUAACCCUUUGGUUUUAGUGUUCAUUCCCAUGUUGGGGGUUUUAGGACAUUCUUCAUGUGUUCCUUUUCUCAAUACAUGUUUUAUGAAGUUAUCAGAAAUGUACUCCCUUGUUUAUUUUGUCACACUGUAUUAAGAGUGAACAUGUGUUAACAGAAUCACUUCCAGUCCAUUCCUAUACUUGCAAAAGUGCUUGUACCUUGAUACCGCUGCAUGCAAUUAUAGUUCCUUAUAUCUUG